UCACUGCAAUGUCAUGAUGUCGCCAUCUCCUCUGCCAUGACUGAUUCCCUCCGAUAUGGAACGGGACGUGUGCACAGGAGGUGGUGACGUCACGGAAAGUGUGGUGUUGAUGUUUUGGUCAGGCGGCCGUGCUGAUGUCAGGUUUAGCCGGGUUAUCUGUUCUCUAGCAAACUUUAGAGCUGCGUCUUCGCUCGGAGAGGGCCUCAAGACGUGCAGGAGGGCGUGUCUUAAGUGUUGCACGCACGCACGUGUCCGUAAUGUAGGAGGUGUGACGUAAUUGUGUGUUUAAGCCGGCGGGAACAAUGACAGGACGUCGCGUCAGGCUCGGCCUGUGCUGAGGUGUGAAUCCUGCCCCCCUCCCCACCUGAAGGGAACGGACCACAACUUUCUCAGGAAAACAGCACCGCAGAACGACGACACACGGGAAGGAGGGCCAGAGGGACGUCAGAGAUGGAUGUUUGUUAGUUAGUUAGUGAGUUCCCAGGAAGCACCAUGGACUGCCAGCUGCCGCACCUGCCGCUCCACUACGAUGACUCGCCUGACUCGCCGCCGGACAGGCUCGCCAAUGGUUACCAUAGCGACGACCCCGACCAUGGGAGGUCAUCGCCCGAACGUUACCUCAAGGUGUCAGACGUACAUAGCAGCCACAGUGCAGACUCGCUGAGUCAGCGAGACUCCGGGACGCGCUGGACCCUCCCGAGACUGAAGAGCUACGAUGCCGUCGUGUUCGACGCGCUCAAAGUCUCGCCUGAGGAGUUCGCUUCCCAGAUCUCGCUGCUGGAUUUGCCAGUCUUCAAAGCCAUAAGUCCCGAGGAACUACUUAGCUGUGCGUGGAAUACUAAGGAGAAAGUUCGGCACUGCCCCAAUGUUGUAAAUAUGACCAGGAGAUUUAACCAUGUGAGUUUUUGGGUGGUGCGGGAAAUCCUGACAGCGCAGACCCUGAAGAUCCGCGGAGAGACUCUCAGCCACUUUAUAAAGAUAGCCAAGAAACUGUUUGAGUUGAACAACAUCCACUCCACGAUGUCGGUGGUGUCCGGCCUUCGGAGCGCUCCCAUCUUCCGACUCACCAAGACCUGGGCACUCCUGUCCAGGAGAGACAAGGCUGUGUUCGAGCGGUUAGCCGAGGUGCUCACAGAAGAUGAGAACAGACAGAGGCUGAGAGAUUACAUGGAGGACAUUCGGCUGCCCUGCAUCCCUUACCUGGGGAUGUACCUGACAGACUUGACCUACAUCAACGCUGCCCAUCCCCACUCAGGCGGGCUCGAGAGCGAGCAGAGGAGAACACAGAUGAACAACAUCUGCCGCAUCAUCUCCGAGUACCAGCAGUCCAGCUACGACCACCUGCCAGUGCUGGGGCAUGUGCAGAACUACCUGCGCUCGGUGCACUACAUCGAGGAGCUGGAGAAGUUUGUAGAAGACGACAACUACAAGUUGUCCCUGAAGAUCGAGCCCGGCAACAGCAGGCUGCAAAGAGUGGCCAGAGAUGAUUUAUCAGUGAACGGCAAAGCUGCGCUUACCCAGAAGGCUUCCAGCCCGUGCACCCCGACCUCCGCACCCCGAUUCGUCCCGACACAUCGCAAGAGUCGCAGCCUCGGCACAAAGAGGAAACAGGAAAGACGUAAACUCACACCAGAUCACUGGUUACCAUGGCAACCAUCUCUAGUCAGGACUGGUUCAGGUGAUGUUAGCUUCCUGUGCCAUACAGUCCAGGCAGAGGCCAACAGCCCGCCUCCCCCCACUGGUGCCAAUGGUUCGCGCCAUCUCCUUGACGACAGCGUUCUGGAAGAGUCUCCGGGGGCGUCCAUGGAGGGUUCUGUAAACGGCAUCUCACUCGCCCCCCCGCGGAGGGUGGUCCGACCCGUCUCUCCCCCCCUGCAUGUCCGCCCGAGGAGACUGCGCCCCCCUCGCCCCCGUAGCCAGUCCUGCGGGGGGUCCCCCCUCCUGCCCCCCUCCCCCGGUACCCCCCCGGAGGAUGACCCCCCUCCCGUUGCCGGCUACCUUUUCCCGCGGACGGCGCGGCGCCUGACCUCGCCGUGCCUCUGGUGUCUGCCGGCGAUCGGCUUCCCGUACCACCACGGAGGGAGCAGUGAGGGGUCAGAGGUCAGUGAUGAGCAAGAGGUCUUCAACCCGGACAGCCCCUACUGUGAGAGUCCGGAGUCCGACUCACCCCGAGAUGUGGCAGCUUCCCAGUUUCCUAUACAAGGGUUCUUGAGACGUAAGACGAUACUGAAGAACGGCAGCAAGCCUCGCGUGGCGCCGUGGACGCGGUACUGGGUGGCGUUAUGGGGAACAUCGCUGAUCUACUAUGCUGCAAAAUCACUGCGGGGACAGGACAGGCACCAUUUCAAGUCGACCCCAGGGAAGAUCGUGUCCGUUGUCGGCUGGAUGGUGAUCCGAGGAGACAACCCAGUCCAGCCCGACGUCUUCCUUCUCACAGACUCAGACAAAGGAAACACCUACAAGUUCCAGGCAGGGAGCCAGCUGAAUGCCCACCUGUGGUCCCAGCACCUGGGGGAAGCUACCAAAGGGGGGCAGAAACAGGGGCCAACAAACCUCAUGUCUUUUGAAUGACUACAAAUAGACUAAUCGACUCUGACUAACCGAAGCCAACGCUGCUGCGAAUAUAACCUGCUGGUGCUAGAAGGGACUGGAUAACAUCAGAAUGCUGCAAUACGGCUCCUCUACUGAUGUGCAAUUCUGCAUACCAGAAACAAUGGUGCAAUUCAGCUGGACAAUGUUGUUUUGUGCAACUAUGCUCUGUGAGAAACACUAAUAGGAAACACCACAGACUUCAGUACUGGCCAGUCAUGAGUGGGGAACUUCCAGGAAACACCAGACUUCAGUACCACUGGCCAUACAUGUGUGGGGAACUUCCAGGAAACACCAGACUUCAGUACUACUGGCCACACAUGGUUGGGAACUUCCAGGAAACACCAGACUUCAGUACUACUGGCCACACAUGGUUGGGAACUUCCAGGAAACACCAGACUUCAGUACUACUGGCCACACAUGGUUGGGAACUUCCAGGAAACACCAGACUUCAGUACUGCUGGCCAUUCAUGAGUGGGAACUUCCAGGAAACACCAGACUUCUGUGCUACUGGCCAUUCAUGAGUGAGGAACUUCCAGGAAACACCAGACUUCAGUACUACCGGCCAUUUAUGAGUGGGAACUUCUAGGAAACACCAGACUUCAGUACUACCGGUCAUUCAUGAGUGGGAACUUCCAGGAAACACCAGACUUUUGUACUGCUGGCCAUUCAUGAGUGGGAACUUCCAGGAAACACCAGACUUCAGUACUACAGGCCACACAUGAGUGGGAACUUCCAGGAAACACCUGACUUCAGUACUACAGGCCACACAUGAGUGGGAAACCUCCAGGAAAUGCUCUUGACUUCCAGUACUGCUAAUAAUUCAAUGGUCUGUGAUGUUAACUUGUCUCUUGGAGACUGUCCUGCUUUGGGGAGGAUUUUCUUCUUGAUGGUGUGAACUGAUUCAAGAAUGAACUCCUUAAACAUUGACUUUUUAAGGGGUAAGCGACAUGAUCUUAGAAAUAACUUUUACAUGAUUUUAUGAGCCACUGAAACUGACUCAAGCAAUUAGCUGCUCAAACGAAGGAAUGUGGGCUUGCUGUGUGAAUAUUAGGUUUGAGAAGACUGCAAUGAGUAUGUGGAAAUUUUUAAGCCAGAAAGGUCGGUUUGUGGCCCUUCUGUGGGUUUGCCAGUGGUUCAGACUGCCAUAACCAGAGGUUCUCGGUGACAGGAGGAGCAGAAUGCAGCUGACACCAACAAGGGGGGGAUUGUGUCAAGGGGGUGUGAAACAGCACACUCUGUUCCUUUUGUAGGGAUGUGCCGACUGUGUGGGAUGUGCCGACUGUGUGUUGUUCGCUUCUCACAGGGACUAAACCAGCUGCGGUGCUACUUUAACUUUGUCAUGAUGGCACCGUAACAGGGCAUUGUGGGUGAUGUUCACUCACAACAGCUGGGAAAAUCACUGAGAACUUGGAUUUGUGGAAAUUGGUUCUGCCCAUACCCUUGUAUAACAUGGCCAUAUUUGUACCGUAUGACCGUAUUUGUACUGCAUGGCCAUAUUUGUACUGUAUGACCAUAUUUGUACAUCAUGGCCAUAUUAGUACUGUAUGACCAUAUUUGUACAGCAUGGCCAUAUUUGUACUAUAUCACCAUAUAUGUACUGCAUGGCCAUAUUUGUUAUGUAUGACCAGAUUUGUACCUGAACAAAGUUGUUUUAGCAUGCAGUCAUGACCUGAUGUUUUAGAAAAUUUUCACUCUGAGACAAAACAAUUUGCAAUAUUGUACAUUAUUCUGUACCAGCCUUUAUGUAGUCCUGUGUUUGCUGUGCAUUUGACUCUAAGACUUCUUACUGUUCUGCAGACAAAACUGGAUGUUUUUAUUUCUGACCAUCACUGAAAACUACAACUUUGCACACAGAAAUUAUGCAGAGAUUCUAAUUAUGCAAGUAGAUUUGCCACAUUCUGUGUAAGCAAUGGGAAUGUGGCAGUGGAUCCCGGUGGACUGAGUUUUUUUUAAACAUUUAAAUGGAUUCACUUCUAUCCUCAUCUGUAUAUAGUAAUGAUAAGUUUCAGUAUUUUCAUAAUGAGGGGCUCACGGCCAGUUGCAUAACUUAGUCAUGUAUUUACUGCUAUUCUGAACCCACAUUGUGCUCAGGGCAGGGGCGUGGGUUCUGAACCCACCCUUGUGCUCAGGGCAGGGACGUGGGUUCUGAACCGACCCACAUUGUGCUCAGGGCAGGGACGUGGGUUCUGAACCCACCCUUGUGCUCAGGGCAGGGACGUGGGUUCUGAACCCACCCUUGUGCUCAGGGCAGGGACGUGGGUUCUGAACUCACCCUUGUGCUCAGGGCAGGGACGUGGGUUCUGAACCGACCCACAUUGUGCUCAGGGCAGGGACGUGGGUUCUGAACUCACCCUUGUGCUUAGGGCAGGGACGUGGGUUCUGAACCCACCCUUGUGCUCAGGGCAGGGACGUGGGUUCUGAACCCACCCUUGUGCUCAGGGCAGGGACGUGGGUUCUGAACCCACCCUGUUGCAAGGGGCAGGGACGUGGGUUCUGAACCCACCCUUGUGCUCAGGGCAGGGACGUGGGUUCUGAACCCACAUUGUGCUCAGGGCAGGGGUGUGGGUUCUGAACCCACCCUUGUGCUCAGGGCAGGGACGUGGGUUCUGAACCCACCCUUGUGCUCAGGGCAGUUGCGUGGGUUCUGAACCCACCCUUGUGCUCAGGGCAGGGACGUGGGUUCUGAACCCACAUUGUGCUCAGGGCAGGGAAGUGGGUUCUGAACCCACCCUUGUGCUCAGGGCAGGGACGUGGGUUCUGAACCCACCCUUGUGCUCAGGGCAGGGACGUGGGUUCUGAACCCACCCUUGUGCUCAGGGCAGGGACGUGGGUUCUGAACCCACCCUUGUGCUCAGGGCAGGGACGUGGGUUCUGAACCCACCCUUGUGCUCAGGGCAGGGACGUGGGUUCUGAACCCACCCUUGUGCUCAGGGCAGGGACGUGGGUUCUGAACCCACCCUUGUGCUCAGGGCAGGGACGUGGGUUCUGAACCCACCCUUGUGCUCAGGGCAGGGACGUGGGUUCUGAACCCACCCUGUUGCUAGGGGCGGGGCUGUGGGUUGGUUGACUUUCGUUAGGAAGUAUGUAGAGGCAGACUAACUAAAGGUGAGAUGUGGAAUGAUGCUCUCCUGUGCACAGGCAUGAUGUAGGCACUAUUGUACAGGGUUUUCUUUGAAUUUUGAGUGUUGUAUUUUUAAUUCAACUCAAAUUAACUUAUUCUGCUGCUUAGAGAUCACCAAUAUUCAGGAUAUUUUUCUUAACUCUGGUAGACUGUAUCAGAAGGAUUAUGGGUACAGUAGGGGAUUAUGGGUACAUCAGGAGGAUUGUGGGUUUGUUAUAAUUUCACAGUCCAAGAAACGAGGGGCGACCCUCAUAACCACUUUG
This is a messenger RNA of Branchiostoma floridae (Florida lancelet), 5976 nucleotides long. Its product is annotated as ras-specific guanine nucleotide-releasing factor RalGPS2-like. Gene Ontology annotation, molecular function: guanyl-nucleotide exchange factor activity. Gene Ontology annotation, biological process: Ras protein signal transduction; positive regulation of GTPase activity. The record is from RefSeq and is a predicted model, not a curated record. The coding region runs from base 493 to 2571 and encodes 692 amino acids. Gene Ontology annotation, cellular component: plasma membrane. Lineage: Eukaryota; Metazoa; Chordata; Leptocardii; Amphioxiformes; Branchiostomatidae. The transcript is spliced from 21 exons.